Molecule: messenger RNA, 9906 nt
Organism: Gigantopelta aegis
Lineage: Eukaryota; Metazoa; Mollusca; Gastropoda; Neomphalida; Peltospiridae
Product: FERM domain-containing protein 5-like
Exons: 19
Coding region: 100-1941 (613 amino acids)
Cellular component (GO): cytoskeleton
Molecular function (GO): cytoskeletal protein binding
Source: RefSeq, a predicted model, not a curated record
UACGGCGAGUUGUGGAUUUCAUCGACCGAAUGCUUCUGCGGCCAGCGUCACUGUUUUAAAAACCGCAUAUUUCUGCUUGUUGGCUAAAACUGUGAAAAAAUGUUCCGCAAAAGGAGUACGAAAAGCGACCUGCAGACGGAGUACACCUGCAGUAUCCGUUUUCUGGACGACUCUGAACCCAUCCAGUUGAGUUUCAAGAAAGACACAAUUGGACAAUGGCUGUUCGACAGGGUGUGCGAGAAGUUGAACCUGGUAGAGAAGGACUACUUUGGACUGCGGUUUGUGGACAGCGAGAAGCAGAGACACUGGCUGGACCCCUUGAAAACUGUAUACAAACAAAUGAAAGGUGUGAACCCCAUGGUGCUUUGUUUUCGAGUGAAGUUUUAUCCCGAGGAUCCCAUGAAACUGCAUGAGGAAAUUACAAGAUAUUACCUGUUUCUUCAGCUCCGCAGAGACCUCCAUCAUGGCAGACUGCUGUGUUCACCAUCCGAUGCGAUCGUUAUGGCAGCAGACAUCAUACAAUCUGAAGUUGGUGACUAUGAGCCCGAGGAACAUCCACCUGGCUACAUUGCCGAGUUCAAGAUGCUGCCAAAACAGACUCCAAAGAUGGAGGAACAAAUGCAUGAAAUCCACAAGACUAUGAAGGGACAGGUGCCGGCUGACGCAGAAGCAGAUUUCCUCAAGAAAGCUGCUGCAAUGGAAACAUACGGGGUCGAUCCACACCAGGUUAAGGACCAGCGAGGAGACCAGUUGUAUUUGGGGGUUACGUAUCAAGGCAUCAUGACAUUUCGAGGCAGCAGACGAACUCAACUCUUUAAAUGGAACCAGAUUCGAAGAAUAGCGUAUGAGGGAAAGAUGUUUAUUGUUCAUGUCAACAUCUCGGAGGAUGAAGAUACUCCACCCAAGAAGAGGAAGAAAGAAAAGAAGCAACAACCGAUUGGCUACAAGUGUUCGACUGUCGCGGCUUGCAAGUAUCUAUGGCGAUGUGCCGUCGAACAGCAGCUGUUUUUUACCCUGUCGACAUCUCUGAAUGCCCCGAAGAUUCGUUCUGGAGGCUCUCUCCUGUCACGUGGAUCCAAGUUCCGAUUUAGUGGUCGGUGUCAGAUGGAAGCAUAUUCGGCAAGUGAAAACAUCAAGAGGUCAGAGCCUAACUUUCCCAGAACCAAUUCUUUACCCAGUGUUGUCCGCAAACACCACUCGCAUGACCCAAACGAGAGUAAGACUAGCACCCUUAACAUGUCGGUCAUGUCGGAGCCACUGCCGGAAGCUCGAAGACCGUAUAACGUUUAUCUGGCCAGGAAUCGUGGUGAAGAACCAGAAGUUAACUUAAAACAAGGUCAAGAAGCAGCAAUUGAUGUGCCGCAGUUGAAUUCCACCAUCUUGGAUGAGGGUCCAACAAAGAUUGCACCAAUAGCAGUACCGGAGGAAGUGAUGAUACAAGACAAGGCGAAAAAUGUCUCGUCCACUCCUAUCAUCAAGAUCAACGGCUCCGUUCCCAUGAACACGAGUGGCCUUGACACGAGUGCCGACAUAUCGUACAACCCAAACCAGACGCGGGAAGACGACGAUGACGACGAAGAUGAAGCGAAGCCGAACCUCGACGAACAGAUCCAAAAGCUGGAGGAACACUACGAGAAGGUCAUGAUUGAGCAGAACAGUACGUCAUCCCCGGCAACGACAACCACCACACCAAACGUGAAACCCGUCGUCAAAGCUCCGCCCAAGUCCAAGUGUGCUGCAUGCGUGAAAGUUACCGCAAAACUCUUCUUCUAUUCACUCAUGUUUGCCAUCUUGCUGUUGGCUGUGACAUUUUUCAUCUGUUUUUACACCAAGUACCAGCACCCGUUGUUAACGGAAGCGCGGAAACAAUUGGUGUUCUUGGAACCCGUAAAGCACACCAUUGAUAAAACAAUUGACGCUGUUGUCAAGAAGUUUAAGUAAAAAAAAAACUAUAGGGUGUUUUUUUCUUCUUCUCAUUUUUUGUAUUGUGCUGAACUAUAUUAAUCUUCAACAUAUCAUGGCAAUAACAGAUCUGUUCAUCUUGCGAAAAGUUUCUUAUCAUAAACCUCUCUUGAAUACAAAACCUUAUUAUUGUUUAUUUUCUGAAUACUUUAAAAAAAAUAUUUAUAAUAUAUAUGUAUUUAUUUAUUUAAGUGAGGGAUGGGUAUAAUUAUUUGUGGACUUAUAAUGAGAAAAAAAUAUAAACAAUUUAUGUAUUUUAAUGAAGCUAUGUCUCUUUUCUUUUUUUUAAAUAUAAUUAGUUCUUUCAUUUUCAUUUAAAAUUGACAGUUCACAGUUUUAAGUAUAAAAUUACAUACAUUUUAACUUGACAAUAAAAGUAUAUUUUGCCACAUUAAAUUAUAGUUUUUCACAAAUAGCAUUAAUAGGAAAGGAGGCAUCAUCAUUUCUUUAAUUUGCCUGUUAUUUUCCCGUCGUCUUUUUCACAUUUGUCAUAAUUGAAACAUAAAAACACUGUAUAAGAAAACCUCACAGGGUGCUAUAUUUCACUUGUAUUACAUUUACACAACAAAUGUAUUUGUUUUAAACAUCUUGCUUGAUUCAUAAUAUGUUGUCAUUUGUGGAAUUUUAAAAAUUCUUUUCUUGUUUUUCUUAAUUUACUGUAAUAAUCUGUUAAAUGAGGGUAUUCUUCAAGGUGCACAUUCCUGGCAGCUAUAACAAAUCAAGCAUAAUAGAUGUUUUGUGGCCUUGGUAUAGUAAAGCACAUAUUACUUUAUAAAACCUGAAAAAGUAACACAAUUUUAAAUACACGGUUGUAUUCCUUAAAUAUGCAACAAUGUUCUUUCACCUCUAUAAAUGAUUGCUAAAUAAUAUGAUCUGCCAAAAGAGGGUUUUUUUUUAUGUGUCGAAAAUGGUGUCUGUAUUCUUGAGAGGUUUUUAGAGGUAUUACGGUUAAUGUUCUUGUUUUUACCAUUUCAGUGCCGAGUCAGAUGCUUAGAUAUCAAAUCAGACAAUUAUUGUUACAAGUAUUAUUGAUUGUUGAGAAACUAUUAUCUAUGACGUAUUCUGUUUGUUGUUGGUGAGAUAGAUACAGUUUAAAAUAUUGUCAUUUGUAAUUUAAUGGUAAUUAAUGCAUUUUGUGAUUUAAAAAAUGUCAAAUACUAGUGUCAUUAAUUAUCAAUACUAGAAGUCAGGACAAUUCUUUAUGAAAGCAAUUCUAAAAGCUACAUUAUAAAUUUUUUUGAACUACAAUAUAAUUCUUCAAAACAGCACUCUAAUUUUAUUCUGAGAUGGUGAACAAAAUUUAAUUAAUGUAACAAAAAUACAAGUUUGGUAUCUGUAUCUGUGCUUGGCACUGAAUAAAAACAAAGUAGUGUGGGUUUAAAGGAUUAAGAUUGAUUUAACAGAGUGGUGGAAUUGCGGGAACUAUUAAGAAACCAAAUUAAGGAAUUCUUUUAGUUGUAAAAUUGUCAUAACUGUAACGGAACUAAAUAGUGGAACUCUUGAAUUGUGAAAUGAUCACAACUGCUAUGGAACUGAAUUGUGGAAUUCAUAAAGUCUAAGAAUUGUCAGAACUGUUAAUGUCACUGCAGUGAACUGUACACUAUGGUAAUUAGAACUGUUGAUGGAAAAAUUAAUAUGUUAUAUUUUUAUCUGUUUGUUAAAUAACAUAGCUGUCAGUAUAUGAAUUUCAUAACAUCUUGACCAUUGUAAAUGACUCUUUCUUCAUCUCACUAUUGCAAAUCAUCCUUGUUCAUGUUUUAUUUUAAAAUAUACCAGUACUAUAAUUUGUAAAUUGUACAGAAUAUACUUGCACCAUAAUUUGUCAGUUGUACAAUAUAUUCUGGUACCAUAAUUGUCAAUUGUACAAUAUAUUCUGGUACCAUAAUUGUCAAUUGUACAAUAUAUUCUGGUACCAUAAUUGUCAAUUGUACAAUAUAUUCUGGUACCAUAAUUGUUAAUUGUACAAUAUAUUCUGGUACCAUAAUUGUUAAUUGUACAAUAUAUUCUGGUACCAUAAUUGUCAAUUGUACAAUAUAUUCUGGUACCAUAAUUGUUAAUUGUACAAUAUAUUCUGGUACCAUAAUUGUUAAUUGUACAAUAUAUUCUGGUACCAUAAUUGUUAAUUGUACCGUAUAUACUAGUACCAUAAUUUGUAAAAUGUACAGUUUGGUAAUUAAAUCUUAUUGAUUUGGGACAUUUAUAAUAAUAAUACAAAGAAUGUUUUUAACAAUCAAGCACAGCAGGCAUGUGCAUUAUUUUAAUCCAGCAGGUUUGUAAAUUAUUUUAACUUAUUACUUGUGAAAGUAUUUAAUAAUAUGCAAGUAUGUUUCUUAUAGUUUACUGAAUAAGAAAAGAAAUGAAAUAUUUUAAUAAAUAUUUUUGUUCAUAAAAACAUUUAUUCGGUAAAUUGACUGUCAAAAUAGGGCUAAAAUGUUCACAAGACAUUGGUAGUUUUAAUGGACACAAAAACUAAUGCGAUUCAAACUUAAUAAUGUUAAUUAAAUUAAAGGAAACUAGAUCAAUAUUCAGUUUUCUUUUGUUGUGCAGUAUAGCAGUACCUUUACUAUAUAACACAUUAUUUUUUCUCGUUUUAGAACUUAUUCUGACCUCACAAACUAGAGUGCAUUAGUUAUUAAUAUUAAUGAAAAUUAUAGUAAUUGUUUUAAAUAACAGUGACCACCUCUAAUAAGUAACUUAAGAGGACAAAUUUAUCUUUAUCCAAAUUUAACAAUUACAAACUGACUUGUAUUAAGCAGUCACCUGUGUUAAAAAUGCCAUAUUAGAAUCAACCUUUCGGUGUCUGUAUGACAUGGGUUUAACUGUAUAAUCGAUUGACUGACUAUGAUAACCUGUGGUACUGAACAUUAAGUGUGUCGUUACUGGGUUUUCCACACCUGGGAAGGGUGGAGACACACUUCAGCUGUUCUCAUCCUGCGAGUUUUGCUAUUAUUAUACUGGUGUUGCCCUGUUCCUGCUUUCGCAGUAGGAUGAGAAAUCUGAGAAUGAAGAUGGCUGCUGUUAGACUUAGAUAAACAGUCGAACCUGCUGUGGAGGACACCUUGUAUAUAACACCUGGUAUAUAACACCUGAUAUAAUGCCUUGUAGAGCACCUGGUAUAACACCUGUCUAUAAAGGACACUUAGGUAGUUCUCUCUUCCAGACACAAUACAGGGUUUCCCUUUUAAGUACCUGAUAGAAGUAUGUCUGAUCUAAGUGCACAGUACAGAUAUUUCCCAUCUAAGCAUGCAAUGCAGAUUUUUCCAUUCUCCAUACUAAAUUCAGGGAUUUCUGACUUUGUUAGUGAAAAACCUAGAAUAGUGAAAAAUGUACUUUGAGAAUGAUCAGGAGGAUUGAUUGCACUCCACAAAAUAUAAAAUAUAUUGGCAUGACACACAUCUGAAUAAAUUGGAUGGCAAAGUCGACAGGGAGUCAUUCUCAUCAUUAUGGACUGGAUUUGGUCAAUACUUAAAGUGUGGUUACUUCAAAGGGUAUAGUGUUUUGGACUCAUCAGAUAUACAGAAAUACAGAUAUUUCAUUCUAGGUGUACAUGCAGGCAUUUCGUUAUACAUAUAAAUAAAAAUAUACAGGUAUUGCCAUCAUACCCGUACAGUUAAGGUAUUUCCAAGCUACAUACAAAUGCGGGUUUUUCAGCACGUAAUAUGUAUUGGCCACCUGUUCAUAAAGGCCAGUGAUUGUAUGUCAGUUGGGUGACCUUUAUAGACAGGUUUUGGCUGUGUGUAACUGACAUCACAUGUAACGUUCACUACCACAGGAUGGAUGCACAACGCAUGGCAAGCAAUGACAGACAAAUCUGAAUGACAGAACCGUAAUACGUGAUCAGGGCCGUAUCUCUGCACGAUACAGAGUCAAACGGGCAUUUGGCAAAAUAGUGAUUAAUUCCAUGUAUCUCUAUCUAGUGCCUCGUCUAUAGGACAGCCACUCCCGAGGAGAUCCUUUUCUGGAGAUUUCAUCCUUGUUGCACCCUCCACAAAGAGGUCUGCCACUCCCAACUAGUUUACUAAAUUAAAACUAGCACCGGACAGAGGUCAUUAGAAUAAGUACAGCUGUGAUGACAUGCACUCCUGAAUCACUGUCAUAUCAUUGAUGAUAUGAGGUGUUUGCGAAAGGUGAGUAUAUCCUGCCCCACCAGUGGCACCCGUCAUGAGUCCUUCCAUCACAGCUGUAAAGUCUGUCACUUUAUCUAAAACGAUGAAAAAAUUAUAAAUGUGUUUUACCUCAUUAUAACAAAAAAAAAAACAACUUCUUUAUGUAAAUGAUUUUAAAAUUUGCUGAAAAAGAGACAAGUAAACUUUAUGAAGACCUAAUAUUAUGGUAUAGCAAUCGGAAUGACAAAACCAUCAUCCGUGAUCAAAACGUAUCUGCACAAUGCAGUUAAAAGGGUAUUUGGCAAAAUACUUGGGGAAAAUGCUUGGGAAUAUUUUAUUGUAGUGGUUUAAAACCAGUGUACUAAAGACAAACUGGAUGUUUGACUAUCUAUUUAGGCCGAUUUUGGCAGUAUGCUACAUACAGUUCUGUGAUAGAUCUUCAUUUCACAUUUGUAGCCACAGCUGUCCCACCUAACAAAACUUUAAUGUUACAAAUACAGGCUUUUCCACAACUAAUAUAUAUAUAUAUAUAUAUAUAUAUAUAUAUAUAUAUAUACAUUUAUAUACAUUUAUAUAUUAUAACAGGCCUAUACAAGUAAAAGAGGUUGGUUGUUGCUUCCUGGACACUGUAUGCUUUGUCUUUUAGGUAAAUAUUCUGUCAAAUAGUGUGGAGUUGCAUGAACAAUAUACAUAUACAACAUGUACUUUGUUUUGUAGUCCAGUCAAAAGCUGGAACCAAAUUUACAAAACAUCUUCACUUUACAUUUACAGUUAGAAGCUGUAUGUUUACAAGUAUUUGGUAUCUAUUACACACAGAACAUUACGACAGUAUGAAAGAUGGGUUACAGUAAGGACAGAAGAAAAUGAUUCAUGUAUAAUUGAAAUUGUGUUAUUUGUACUGUUUCUAAUUAUAAACAGUAUUAUUUCGCCUGUAGAUACGUGUUUUAUGUACAAAUCUAAGCUAAUAUUAGUAAUAAAUCUGCAUUGAAAAAAAUAAUCUUUAUAAUUACAGUAAAUUUGAAAUUUAUUUUAAUUUUUUUUUUGUGUUUACUGUUAUUCAUAUUCCAUAAUUAUUUAGUUUCCUAUGUGAAUUAGAUACCAAAUAUCUGCAAACACAAAGUUGGGAUGUUUUGUGCAUCUGGCCAUCAACACUGCAUGCACUUGUGAACUAACAUAACUAUUGAACUAGAUAACUUUUGUCUAAUGAUUGUUACAGCCAAACUAUAAUCUUUUACAUUCAUAUGCUUGCUGUUAGCAAUUUUGCCUGUCAAAUAUUUUUUUACUUACGAAAACUAAUUUUUAUUUAAUUCACAAAUAAGAAUAACUUUCAUAAGUAGAGGUACAACCACUUCGCCAGGGUUUUUUAAGGUUCAUUAAUUUGUCAAUUUGUUUUAUAGAUUUGCAUAAAAGCUCAUUAAUUUGCAACUGGCUGUAUUUAUUUAUUUGCCUAAUUAACAUAUCUUCUGGAAAUGUAUUGGAUAAAUUAUUACUAGGACAGUUUUCAGGAAAAUAUAUUGUAUAGAUGGAAGCUUUUUGUUAUAUACCCAAAUGUUGGAUUGGUAAUCGGGAAUUUGUUUUGCCACAGAUUCAGGUAAUGGGAUAAAUGUAAGAAAUGAGACCAUUUUUCUCCAUGAAAUCUCGACAGAUUGAUGUUUUUGUUACCUUAAUUUUCGCUCUUUUGGCAGAUUAUAAUAAAUACAGUUGAUUUUGUUGUUGUGUAUAUGUGUGUUGGUAGUUAAAUUUGUUUUGUUAAUUGUUUUAAUUGCUUAGUUAUUUGUUGUUUCUAAGUCCAGUCUUAUACACUUUGAUUGGAAACUAAUAUAUAAAUUUGUAUGUCAAUACUUAAGCUAUCCACCACAUGUUUUUGUAUUGUGGAUCUUUCUUCCCAAUGGAUGUAUGAUUUGAAGUCAGUAUAUUUUUUUGGAUAAUUUAGGUUACAAAAAUAUUUCUUCGAUUUGUUUUGUGAAUAAUAAAAUAAUUGAUGAAUUAUUCAAUAACGAAAUUAUUAUAAUUUAAAAUUAAUUUAUUUAAAAGUAAUAAACUGUCAAGUUUCACUGUUAAUAUUUAUUUAUAAAUAUGAGUUAAACAAAAGGAAAUUGGAAAAAAAAGGAGUUUAUUUUUGCCUUGCUUCGAGUAUUUCAUACAUUCAUUAUUGCAGGGAUUGUUAGAAAUGUUUAGAAUAUUUUACUAUUAUGUACACAUAGUUUUCCAACUUCUGUUUUCCAAGUGAUGUACUGGAAUAUUUCAGAUGUAAUGGACAACAUAGAAAUAUAUUUUUAAAAUAUUCUGUCUAGAAAGAAAUAUUGGGUUCGGUUUUUUCCUUUUUGUAGUGUCAUUGUUGUAGUUCGACUAGAUUAGUUUCUGUUGCUCUAUGUUUUUUUAUAUAUACACCUACAUGUGUAAAUAACACCAUUUGUAAAUACAAAUCUUCAUAAUGACAGAGAUAAACGUGGGAUAGGUCUUGAGACUGCUGUUUUGUAUGUCUUUAAUUAUCAUGUCUUUGUUUAUCAGUUAAAACCAUUAUAAAUUCAAUUACCUGGUCAUAAUAAUUGCAGUGGAAGUGAAUUCAAAUUAAAGUCACAUUAUCAAAGCUGCAUUAUAUAUAUUUGCUUAUAUGUCAAAAUCUAUUUUAAAUUAUAAUCUUAUAGAUGAUGAUUAGGGGCAUUAGAAUACUGGGAUUGUUGGUAUUACAUGUGGCCUAAUUAUAACUGUAGUUAGUUUCUUCUAUUAAGAUCCAAAUGGUGAUGUUACACAUUCAUAACGAACAUUGUCAAGGAACAGGGUUUUUUUCCUAUUAUUAAGAAUGGGUAAACAAAAUUUUAAAAUAUAUUAAGGUAAUUAUUAAAAUAGCUGAAAACCAUUUAAAGCUAAGAUAAUUAUGGACAAAGGUGAUGUCCAUAUUAUUUCAUUUUUAAAAAUUAAUUGUGACAAAUUUUAACUUUGAUGAAACUACAGUAAAAUCAGUUAUAAUAUAUUUACAAUGAUCCUACUUUCCAAAAUAUGUACCUUCUGUUUUGCAUAAAAUGCAUUUAAAGCUAUGAUAAAACACUGGGACAAACAAACAAGAAACAAUGCAUUUGCCAAAAAAAAUUCAAUUUAAACAAAAAGUUGUAAAAGUUUUAUAAUAGGUUAUAAGGAUUAAAAAGAUGUAAUACAUGAACUUUUUUUACACUGCCUAAUAAUGAGAGUCAGUGCCUUUGAUUGAUUCCUGACUAACACAUAUUUCCUCUGUGGGUGACCUCAACUAAUGGACGUAAGAGAGGCACUUGUCCUUUUAAACGCUUUGACAAAUACUGGAAUAAAUCUGAUAACAAGAACAGGUUAAAAAUCUGUAUUAUGUGAAAUUAUCGUGUUUUGUAAGUGCUGCUUAUAAAAUUAUGUUGCUAAUGUUGUGACCACUGUGUUGUUAAGGAUUUCUGUAAGCAUUUAUGCUGCAUAUUCUUGGUUUGAGCCGCAAAGCUUGUAAACUUUUGUAAGCUAUUGUUUAUCAACAUAUCUUUUUAUCAUUUAUUUUAUUCUUUUAAGAUACUCAAAUUUUUAUUUUGCUUCUUUGUACAUUUUACCCAAAUUUUAAUGUUUAGCUGUAGAUGUUUUUUUGGUGAUAUUUUAUUUAUACUUGAUGAAUUUUACAGAAAUUCUACAUUUUAAGCUCUGUUUUUGUUGUCGGUUAUUACAAGCUGAAAUUUAAACUUAUGCUGUGCAUAUAUGUCAUGUUAACUGUGAACUAGAUUAUUUACUUUAUGAAUAUUUACAAUCUACCAUCAUGAGAAGGAAAUUUGGAGAAAAAAAAUUAAAGUUGAUGUCACCAUAAAUGCAAUAAAGCUUAUUUGUUUUCUCA